Passer montanus (Eurasian tree sparrow) is the source of this 2645-nucleotide messenger RNA. It is a transcript of the gene MMADHC, whose product is annotated as metabolism of cobalamin associated D. Bases 132 to 1019 code for a protein of 295 amino acids. The transcript has 8 exons. The record is from RefSeq and is a predicted model, not a curated record. Lineage: Eukaryota; Metazoa; Chordata; Aves; Passeriformes; Passeridae. Gene Ontology annotation, cellular component: mitochondrion. Gene Ontology annotation, biological process: cobalamin metabolic process.
CUCCGCGCCCAUCGAGGUGUCGGCGCAUCGGCUGGCUCGGCCUGGGUGCGCGCGGCGAAGGCGGGUGGGCGCCGCCAUUUUGCAGGAAGAGGGUGUCCGGGCCUGUGGGCGCGGGGAGAGCAGCGUCUGCCAUGGCCAAUGUGCUCUGUAACAGAGCAAGAUUGGUCACCUACCUGCCAGGCUUUUAUUCCUUGCUCAGAAGAGUUGGGAAUGCCAAGGCUUUUUCCACUGCAGGAUCCUCUGGCUCAGAUGAGCCCCACGUGGCUGCUGCACCUCCUGAUUUAUGCCCCAGGACGGUGUGGCCGGACGAGCUGAUGGGGCCCUUUGGCCCCCAGGACCAGCGGUUCCAGCUGCCAGGGAACAUGGGCUUCGGGUGCCACCUGCACGGCACGGGCAGCCAGCGAGCCCCGCCCGGCCCCAGCCUGCCCGACCUGCUGGCCGAGCCCUCGGCCAGCGACAGGCACGAGUUCGUCGUGGCCCAGUACAUCCACGAGUUCCAGGGUUCUGAUGCUCCCCAGAAGCAGCAGAUCAACAAUGCUGAGACCUACUUUGAGAAUGCCAAGGUGGAAUGUGCAGUGCAAGCCUGUCCUGAGCUGCUGAGAAAAGAUUUCCAGGCGCUGUUCCCUGAGGUGAGCCCCAAGCGCCUGACUGUGCUCACGGUCACCCAGAAGAGCAACCACGACAUGACUGUGUGGAGCCAGGAGGUGGAGGAGGAGAGGGAGCUGCUCCUGGAGAACUUCAUCAAUGGUGCCAAGGAAAUCUGCUAUGCAAUUUCUUCUGAGGGCUACUGGGCUGAUUUCAUUGAUCCAUCCUCAGGACUGGCAUUUUUCGGGCCUUACACCAACACCCCCCUGCUGGAGACGGACGAGCGCUACCGGCACUUGGGGUUUGCCGUGGAUGACCUGGGCUGCUGCAAGGUCAUCAGGCACAACCUGUGGGGCACCCACGUGGUGGUGGGCACCAUCUUCACCAACGCCGAGCCCGACAGCCCCAUCAUGAGGAAACUCAGUGGCAACUGAGCCUGCAGCUCCCCCGGGCACCUCGGAGUUCUGCUCCCUCGGCGUGCUCAGGAUUCCUCAUGUCCAGGUGUUCUUAGAGAAUAAAAGUAGCUGUUAUUUAUUUCUGGUCUUUUGGGAAUGUGUGUUCACCACGUGUGGCUUGGCAGCAGUGAGAAGCAGAGGAAUGAUCAUUUCCUUUCUCAGUUUUCCAGUUUUUCUCUUACCUCGGCAAUUCUUUCACUGGUCAGUUUAGUAGUCAGAAUUCUCUGAGAAUGCCACUGAAAUUCCCAACAAAUCUGCCAUUCCUGAAAUUAGGAACUGGCAAAAAAAAAAAAGAAUGAGUCAUGAAAUUGUUCUUCCAGAAUACAGAACUUAAUAAAAUCUGGGCCAAUCACUCAUCUGCUGUUGGAAAAUGAGAAUGAGGUCAACUUCCAGUGGUCUCCAGCUCAUCCAGAGACUCCACAAAAAGUCCUUAAUUACCCUGGAAUUACUCAUCUCUUACUGGUUUUUGUCUUCAUGGUGCUUGGGAUUUAUUUUCUCAGUGUUAGCUAAAUAUAUUUAAUUAGUUUAUAUACUUAUAUGUAAUUUUAAGUUGCUUUUGUAACUUUCUUAGGUCAUUAAAUACAGAAAAAAAAAAGAGAUAAUGGGGCAAGGCUUGGAUCUCAUCAUUGUUUUCCUGUGCUUGGAUGCAAUCUAGACUUGCCUCUGGAAUUUGGAAAUGCAAAGAGCAAUUAGGAUCAAUUAUGGCAAUUAGAAAGAUGUUUCAACAGGAAGGUUCCAGGCUCCUCAGGUCUCACCAACAAUCAGAUUGAUGGGGCAGGAAUUCCAAGGCUCCUGAAACACCUGGAAUUUCAGUGCCUUGCAGUUUGGCUCUGGGGCUGAAGCAAUACAGCACAUUUGGAUCUCAUCCCAGGCAGUCUGGGGCCGUUUUUCAUGGAGCAAUGGGAAUCCUGCAGGCUUUAUUCCCCAGGAAUGUGCAGCAGUUCACUCUGAGUGAGGAUCCAGGAAUUUUAACUUGAUCUUUGGUGUUAUCCCCAGACAGUUUUGGAGGCAUUUUUCAUGGAAAAAUGGGAAUCCUGCAGGCUUUAUUCCACAGGAAUGUGCAGCAGCUCAGUCUGGGUGAGGAUCCAGGGAUUUUAACUUGAUCUUUGCUGUUCUCCCAGAGAGUUUUGGAGCCAUUUUUCAUGGAGCAAUGGGAAUCCUGCAGGCUUUAUUCCAUGGGAAUGUGCAGCAGCUCAGUCUGGGUGAGGAUCCAGGGAUUUUGACUUGAUCUUUGGUGUUUUUCCAGUGUUACCCAACCCCAUGGAUUCCAGAGCUGUCGCAGGCUCUAAGCCAGGCCCACCAAAGCUGUUGUGGCUUUAGGAGCAGCUCCCUGCCCAAGUGCCUCUCUCUGUCCUGUCCCCACUGCACAUCCUUGGCCUGGCUGCAUCACAGAGCUGGGAGCCAGGAGCACUUCCCAAAGUUUCCAUUCCCAAAUUCUCCCUCUCCCCUGCAGUGCUGGCUCUGGAUUUCGGGGCAGGAAUUUGUGCUGUGGUUGCAGAGCCCAUCCCUGACCUCUGCUCUCCAUAAAAUCUCUGUUUUGUGGAUUUUAUUCCUGGUUUUUUUCCCUCCUCCUCACCAAUAAGAUUAAAGAAUUUGAGAACUGCA